Molecule: messenger RNA, 243 nt
Organism: Penicillium brevicompactum
Lineage: Eukaryota; Fungi; Ascomycota; Eurotiomycetes; Eurotiales; Aspergillaceae
Product: U4/U6-U5 snRNP complex subunit LSM3
Exons: 2
Coding region: 1-243 (80 amino acids)
Biological process (GO): mRNA splicing, via spliceosome; P-body assembly
Cellular component (GO): Lsm1-7-Pat1 complex; precatalytic spliceosome; U4/U6 x U5 tri-snRNP complex
Molecular function (GO): RNA binding
Source: RefSeq, a predicted model, not a curated record
AUGGCCGACAUUGAAGAUACCGGUCCCUCCGGAUCCGAGCCCCUCGACCUCGUCCGUCUUUCUCUCGAUGAGACCGUGUUCGUGAAGCUGCGCGGUGACCGUGAACUCAAGGGCCGUCUUCAUGCAUACGACAGCCAUUGCAACCUGGUCCUCGGUGACGUGGAGGAGACAAUUUACGUGGUGGAAGAAGAUGAGAACGAGGAGGAGGUUGUGAGGGUAGGAAACUCUCGCAUGCGGGCAUGA